Molecule: messenger RNA, 2581 nt
Organism: Plutella xylostella (diamondback moth)
Lineage: Eukaryota; Metazoa; Arthropoda; Insecta; Lepidoptera; Plutellidae
Source: RefSeq, a predicted model, not a curated record
CCAAGUUGUCCAACCAAAAUCUAAAUGAAAAAGAAAAUAUACAAUAAUAACUUUAUCGAUCAAUAGUACGUUUUAUAUGGAAAAAAUAUGGAAAAUUAUUAGUGAAUAAUACAUAAUAUCGAAUAACAGGUCCUUCACUUUUUUUUCAAGUAAGAAUUUAACACUUAGAACGAUGAGUUUCCGAGCGCUCCAGCCAGUCACUUCAAAAACUCAGUAACAUAGCGUUUGCGCGGCAACACAGACGUGGAUUGCGUUGAAAAAAACAAACAAGUGACAGUAAAAACAAAAGAAAAUUCCUCGAUGACUUUAUGAUAAACAAUGUCGGAAGCACGAGACCCCGAGGAAGUGCAGAGGCAGCUGGCGGAGCUGAAGCAGUGGGUCGCCGGCCAGCCACAGCUACCCAAUGAUUUAGGUGACAACCUGCUGACGAGGUUCCUGCACAGCUGCUACUAUGACCUGGAACGAGCCAAGACGGCCAUCAACCUGUUCUGUACCAUCCGUCUGAACUCGCCUGAGCUGCUGAACAACAGGGACCCUGAGAGUGAGAAGAUACAGAAGACUCUGAAGAUUGUCAACCUAGCGCAGCUCAAGAUCUCUGGCAACCGCAACCUCUGGAUCUGGCAGCUUAACGACCCCGGUCUCGAGCGCUACGACUACGUGCAAGACGCUCGGCUCUUCUUCCUCAGCACGGACGCGUGGCUGUUGAAUGAGACGCAUCUGGAGGACGCCGAUGUGGUGCUGAUGGAUGUGAAAGAUAUUAGUCUGAAGUUCCUGGCCAAGUUCAAUGUGUCGGUGGCGAGGAAGCUGUCGAAGUAUCAGGAGGAAGCGAUGCCGAUCAGGCUGAAACAGAUCCACCUGGUGAACGCGCCCCCCUUCAUCGACAAGAUCCACGCGCUCAUGAAGCCCUUCAUGAAACAAGCACACAUCGAUAUGGUGGAUGGUCAUGAAAUAGAGCGACUGUCUACAUUUUCGCUUCAUUUGAAGACAGACACGGGCCCCGGACUAAAUUCAUCGAUCCACUUCCACUCGCCCAAGUCGGAGACUCUGUUCAACUUCAUCGACAAGGAGGAGCUGCCUGAUGAGUACGGCGGCACGGGCGGCAAGAUGGCCGACCACAUGAAGCGGGUGCUGGAAGUCAUACACCAGAAGAGGGAGUUCCUAAUCAAAGACAACCUGUGGAAGGCGAUAGACCUGAAGAAAUCUGGCAAAGAGAGCAAGAACGACGUACCUGAAACAUUGCCGUCUUUCAGGAGUCUAGCUAUAGACUAGACCACACCUAGUAUUGAUGAAUACUUAAAGUACACAUUAAACUAUCCAAUAGAUAGGACACUAUCAUACCCUGAUAACACUUACCGAGUUAAGUGCUGAGACAGUAUCUUAGGCAUUGAUGACUCGUUCAAUAGAAAGUAGUAGUGUUCGGCCGAGAAUACUGUCUCGCCAUUUUACUCGGUAGGUGUUAUAUUAAGGUAUAUCAAGAUAAUAGAGUUAUCGCAAUGUCUAACAAUUGAGCAGCUUAUAAAAGUUAUGUGUAACUCCCUAUCUGUGAAUAUUUAAUAAACUGCGGUACCUCAUAUCUAUUGGAUGGAAUAACAAAGUGCUUAACUAAGGCUGUGUAUCAAGGAAAGAGAUGUGUAGUACAUUUUCCGAAAUUCGUAAAAGUGUUUACAUUGGCCGGUAUCCAAUGAAAUGCGAUUGAUAUCGACGAAUAGUGACACUUUGAACUACAUUUCAAAAUUUACACACAUCUCUAGCGCAAAUACAACAUUCACAUAAUUAUGUAUAAUUUUCCCUGAACGUCUAUAGGCGUCAUAAAAAUUUAACAUUAUACUACAUACUACUUCAAUAAGUAUGUUAAGAUUUUGUCUAAAGAUCUGAUUAAAUUCUACGGAGAGAAGAUAAUGAAAAUGGUUUUCAGUUCUACCAAGACUUUGAAAGAUAUAAGAUCAGAAUCUUGUAGCUCUAUAUCUAAGCUGUGAUAAAGAUUGACUUAGCUCGAGAGUGUAUUAAAAGGAGUAUACUUACUAAAAAGAUGUUAAGAAAUGAAAUGAAAUUUCAGAAUAUUAUGUAAUGGGGGACCAUUUGGAAAUGAAAAAAAAAAUACUUAUAUGGAUAUGGCUCAACGUUAAAAACUUAAAAAGUAUGAAAGCCGAUCUCAGUUACAAAUUGUAUGCAUCACUAUGUGAUAUUCCUUGCCAAGAAGCUGUAGGUAUAUAAAUACAUAUUAUUUAUAUACAUGCAAAUAUGAACACUAAACACGCAUAAGUUUUAAAAGGACUAGAUAAAGUUUUAGGCUUUAAAAUGAUAUCGUUACUUUACUUUUCAGGUUUUUUUGGGAUUAUGUAAAAAAACAUAAUGUUGGCACCGAGCCUUUGUAGCACAAAAAACAUUCCUUUUCGACAUUAUUAUUGUAUACCUACCUAACUACUAACAUAUAAGUAGGUAUAGUUAACUUAUUAUGUACAACUUGUAUUAAUUUUGAGAUACUUAGGUACUGUUUGAUCCUUACCUAUUUAUUUAUACAAUUUUACUUUUUGAAUUUACAUUGUGGGAAAGUGUUACAAUAAAUAAUGUAUAAUAUUAA